UUCUCCUCUUUCUAUAAAUUCCACUCUUAAAACCCUUAAAACCCAAACUCAUUUUCACCCCACAAAAUCCAUCUCCCAUCAGCUUAAAACGCAGUCGUUUUCACGUAGUUCCACACCCAAAAUCAAGGCCAUAUUUUUAGGUGUUUUUGGCAAAUUGAAGGUGACGACCCACAGAAGGGAAAAAAAAAGGUUGAUUUUUUCUUUUUAGAAGAAGAAGAAGAAGAGAUGAUGAAAGAAAGCAGCAGGUAUUGCAGAAGGUUGAACAGUAGUAGUAAUGGAAGAAAUGGGGAAAAUGGUGAAAAUAACAAAAAGAAUAAUGGGUUUGAAGAUGAUAAUGCAGGUGAGUGCAAGUCUUUUGGAGAAAAGUGUAACAAUUUGGUGAAGAAACAAAGGACUAAAUUUUAUAUUCUUAGAAGGUGCAUUGCUAUGCUUGUUUGUUGGAGAGACAGAGGAGAGUCUUAA
Molecule: messenger RNA, 462 nt
Organism: Cucumis melo (muskmelon)
Lineage: Eukaryota; Viridiplantae; Streptophyta; Magnoliopsida; Cucurbitales; Cucurbitaceae
Product: small polypeptide DEVIL 16
Exons: 1
Coding region: 226-462 (78 amino acids)
Biological process (GO): negative regulation of cell population proliferation
Source: RefSeq, a predicted model, not a curated record